UGUGUGAGUGAGGUGGCCCAAGGCAGGCUGCUGCUCCUCUGCUGCCGCAGCUCGGUGGGGCCGCCAGGCUGCGCUCUCGGGCCGGCUGGAAGGCUGGCUGCAUCCCCGGGCUGCUGGGGCUCCGGAGCGCCAGAGCCUCCCGGGGAGCGGGCGGUGCAAGCAAGCGGGCGGUCCCGGGACAGCAGCAGCUGCUGCAGCGGGAGGAGCCGGAGCGGCUCGCUGCUGCAGCGGGAGCCGCCCCGGCUCGGAGCUCCGCUUGGCCGGGCUGCGGAGCUCGCACCUGGCGCCCCUCGAGGGGGGGCUGGCGGGCUUCGGCUGGACUUUGGCGGCCAGAGGCGGGCUGCCGCGGAAGCGCCGCCGGCCGCUGCUGCCGCCCGAGGUGCCCGCGCCGCUCUUCUCCGUGCUCGGCAUGACUUGCAAAGGCUCAUCGGGCUGGGGGCUUUGGGUGGCCCCUCUAGCAGCGCUGUUAUCUCUGCGAGAUCUGGUAUUUGCAAAACUGUUUUAAAAUUAGAGAGUACUUCUACAGUACGAGACCCAUGGAAGGAAGGAGAUUUGUUAACAUUUUCCAGGCAAGGUCUAGUGAGUCCCCUGGAGGUGUUCAUGAACACAAGGAGUGUUGAAGUUGCUCGGGGCCAGACUGCAGUCCUGCCCUGUACCUUUACCACUAGUGCUGCGCUGACAAACCUUAAUGUCAUCUGGAUGGUCACCCCACUCUCCAAUGCCAACCAACCUGAACAGGUUAUUAUUUACCAGGGGGGUCAAAUUUUUGAUGGUGCACCCCAGUUUUACGGGCGAGUGGGGUUUGCAAUGACAAUGCCAACCACCAGUGCCUCCAUCUUCAUCAACAACACCCAACUCUCAGACACUGGGACCUACCAGUGUUUGGUCAACAACCUACCAGACCGAGGUGGCCGGAAUAUUGGAGUCAUUGGACUCAACGUCUUGGUUCCUCCCUCUGCCCCAGUCUGCAGAAUUCAGGGCUCUUUGAACAUUGGCAGUGACAUCAUACUGACCUGCAAUUCAGAAGAAGGCAUCCCUCGGCCAACGUACUACUGGGAAAGAUUGGACAAUGCUCCAAAGUUACCUCCAACAGCAACACAAGACCAAGUUCAGGGUACAGUCGUUCUUCGCAAUAUCAGCACUGUGUCUUCAGGACGUUACCAGUGUGUGGCAACUAAUGUCAUUGGAAGCAGCACCUGCUUUCUUGAAGUUCAAGUCAUUGCACCCCACCCACGGAGCAUCGGCCUGAUUGCUGGUGCUGCAGCUGCAGGGGUCAUUGUGCUCAUUGUCUGCAUUGCUCUCGUGGCUGUCACACUCUCAUACUGGAAAAACAAACACAAGGAAGAAGAGGAAGAAGAGAUUCCUAAUGAGAUAAGGGAGGAUGAUCUGCCACCCAAAUGCUCUUCAUCCACAAAAGCAUUUCAUGGUGAUGCUUCCUCAUCAGAGAAUGACACACUCACCUCAUCCAACACCUACAACAGCCGGUACUGGAAUGACCCCAAAGCAAACCAUGCUACAGACUCUUUCACUCGCCUCAACAACGAUGCACGUCCGUCCUUCUCCCGCUCUGGAAGCACCAACAACCGUCCAGUCUAUGCCAAUGGAGGUCACCCAACCCCCCCUCCACCCAAGACAUUGGUGGUGACAACCAAUACAGCCCCCUCUCCACAGGAGAUGGCCAGGAGCAAUGGUUCAGUGAGCCGAAAGCCAAGACCCCAGCACACGCGCUCCUACGCCGUGAGCCAGGCAACGCUGGAGAGGAUAGGUGCUGUGCCUGUCAUGGUGCCAGCGCAGAGCCGGGCAGGCUCUUUGGUGUAGGAAGGGGAAGUGGUUCAAAGGAAACAGGAACCUGUUGCACUGAGUGGGGGUGAAGACCUGGCCAAAACAAGAGACCCUCCUCUUCCUCCCUGAAAUGCACUGAAGGGGAAGCUCAAGCCUCUCCUCUGUUCCCUCCCUCACCCCAACCAACUCUGUCCCACCAGUGUGAGAGUCUCUCCUUUGCUACCCCACCCUCAUGAUCUCAGGGGGCUCCUCAGCUGCGGCUGGAUGUGCCAAGGCCAGGGGGAGGGGCACACAAAACGGCAUCACAGGGGGGUGAUGCCAUACUUGGUUUCUAAGCUCUAUCCAAUGUGAAAUUGGGGGAUGUUACCACAAAGGACAGCAAAUGAGGUGGGGUUUGGAGAGCCCUACAGUUGACAGAGGGGUCUUUAGAGGGGAGAACUCAACAGUCCACUGCUUGGCUCAGAAGAGAUGUCAGAAUGGGAGGGAAACAGUGAGAUGCUGGCCAACCCAAGCUGAUCUCCGAGGAACAAGGCAGAGAGAGGACGACGAUCCAGGCCGAGAGAGUAGGGUGCGAUGGGAAUUGGCUUGAGAGUUAUGUUUUCUUCUUUAUUUAUUUCUUUACAUCUUUCCCUGCUUCCCCCUCUUCCCAGAUUGGAUGUUCUCCCUGCACUAGUUGUUUGGAUGCUUCCAGCACCUCCUGUCACCUCCAUGGAAACUGUUGUCACCCUGGCAUUGUUCCCCAAUGAGCUGCUUGGCGUCAGAAUGUGCUGCUGCUGUUGCUGCCCCCGCGGUGGAGAGGAGGGGUUGGAGGAAUGGCAUGGGGUGGGAAGCUGAAGCCUCCAUUGCUUACAGAGCUGCUGUGUUUUCCUGGCGUGUGGCUGACACUGUCAAAGAGCUUUGGCAUUUGCAUGGCAGGGUCUCCCUUCAGGGCUGUUAGGGGCUGGCCUGCAUGGCCAGGCUGAUGACUGAACGUUCACAUUUGAGGCAUCACAUUUAACCUUCCCUUAUUGGAUAUUUGGGCUUCUUAUACUGGGAGGGGGAGAGAGAGAGAGAGAGCAAGAGAGUGCAAAGUAGGAGCCACAAAGGGAUGGCUGCAUUGCCCCCUUUCCCCUUCCUGUGGCGUGGCCAGCUCUAAGUGGUACCCCACGGUGGCAGGCUGGGGUGAGGCCUUGGUUGCCUCCAUGUCUCGCCGGCCUGCACGGCUUGACAGGUUUAACUCUUGCAACUUCAAUAGCCUUAAUCAUAGCUGAGGAUUUAAACACAUACAAGGGUCUUUUGUGCCCCAGAGGGGACUUAGAGCUGAGGGCCAUUUCCUAAUACCUCGAGGAGGCAGAGCCAAGGGACACUCCCAGAGUCCCGCUGUCCACACCUGCCUCAUUUGUAAUGCUGACACACUGAUCUCCUUAAAGGGAAACGCUCCCCUUGAAAGCACUGACAGGCUUUCCUUCUGCACUGACAAAAGACAUCCUUCCGAUCUAACCCCGGCACUACGAUGGGGGUGUCUUGCUCCACAGGCACCCCUCCACUUUCCAACAUGCACUGGAAAUGGGGUUCUUAGAGAUCAAUCACUAAUGCUCUUCUGCUUCUUCCACUCUGCCUCACCCUAACUUGACCUUUCUUCCAAAUGGGCACAGAGGCCACCAGGGGAGUCCCCUGCCUGGACCCUAUAGCUUCUUUGCCCAUGCCAUCACUGCAGAGAGAGCCCUUUGGGUUGCACUGGGUUUGAAGCUUAGCUGAGAUUCUGUGCCUUCUUUGCUUUGAAAAAUAAACGCGAUCCUUCCCCCCACCCGAGUCCUCCUUCCCCCCACCGAACAGCGUACACAACUUGCUUCAUCGACUUCCGAGCACACCAGGCAGACAGAUGGUUGCCGUAUUUAUACACGUUUCCCAGGGAGAAAUCUCUCUCCUCAUGUGCUCACUGCCGGUUUCUCCUUUCCGUACUUGGAGGUUGGUGGUGGUGGUUAGGGCAGGGUGGGGGGGUGGGGAAGAGUGGCUUUUAAAUGUGAAAAACGAGAAAAAUAACACACACACACUCUCUCUCUCUGCUUUUAUAACAACAACAAAAACAUUCGAGACAUUUUCAAGGGGUGCUUGAAACACAGAAGCCCGCACUCCAGUGCUCAGAAAGCUCUUUCUGGUUCUACUAUUCAUGAGGCUGUUUGCUCCUCUUUCUUUGUUCUUUCUAAUUGUUUUAAAAAAACCAAUAAAACUUUUAUUCAUAUAAAAGGGAAAA
Hemicordylus capensis (graceful crag lizard) is the source of this 4015-nucleotide messenger RNA. RefSeq names its product immunoglobulin superfamily member 11 (gene IGSF11). The coding region runs from base 601 to 1818 and encodes 405 amino acids. The transcript is spliced from 8 exons. Lineage: Eukaryota; Metazoa; Chordata; Lepidosauria; Squamata; Cordylidae. Gene Ontology annotation, cellular component: cell-cell junction. Gene Ontology annotation, biological process: homophilic cell-cell adhesion. Gene Ontology annotation, molecular function: ionotropic glutamate receptor binding. The record is from RefSeq and is a predicted model, not a curated record.